UAGAGGAGAGCAAAGCCAAACUGUUUGACGUAAUGGAACACAUUUCUAGCGACAGUCAACUGUACUUCGUAGACAACACGAGCAAUGAUGACCCUGCUGUACACCGAAUCAGAGAUGAAAUAGUGAAAUUAGCACCAUUUCAAAAAAAUUGGAACAAGCCGAUACCAGCAACGUGGAUGAGCCUCGAUAUGGAUCUACGAAUGCUGAAACAACAGAAACGAUACAUUAUACAAUUUUCUGAAGUCAUGGAUAUUGAUAAAAGGAACGAAGUUUCCAUUGGUGACUCAGAGGAAAUAAAAUUCUGUUUGAGGUACAUGCACCUGACAGGCAGCAUUUUGUUUUUUGAAAACGAAACGGAUAGUGUAGAUACCCAGGAGCCUCUAAUCGUCACACAUCCUCAAUGGAUAGUUGAUGCAUUUCGUUGUAUUAUCAAAGCAAUGCGAUUUAUUGACACACAUGAAGAUGAUAGUACACAUCUACAUAUCAGGCAGUUUCUAAAAUCAGGCAUUCUGACUGUCGGAUUACUGGAAAGACUUAUGGAAAAAUAUCAGGACAACCAAGAUGUUCUUAUCCAAAUAAUGCAGCGCCUGCAUCUGCUGGUCGUCGUCACAGAGAAGACGGAUGAACAUAAGUGGAUAGUUCCAGCGCUACUUCCCCCAGGAGAUGCUCCACUCUUCGUCAUAUCCCGUCGUCAUGCGGUGACAUCGAAAACCUUGUGCUUCGUGUUCAAAUCGAAACUUCUCCCCGCCAUUUAUGACAAACUUUUAGCGUUAUGCCUUUCAUCAGUCCUUAGAAUUGAAAAGGAUGGGAAAGGAAAUGCUAUCAUGAAAAGAGGAUCUGCAUGCUUUAUAGUAAACCGGGCUUGUGAUCUUCUUCUUAGUUGUACUGGAGCCGUUGUGAGCUGCACCCUUAUCAAUAAGAACGGGGACAGAGACUUCAAAUGGAAAUGCUCAUUUGUACGAUCAUUAUUGUGUGACUUUAUAAAAGAGAUUUCCACGCAGUUUCAUCACGGGAACCUCGUAUAUGAACUGUGUUUACAUUGUAAACACGAAAUUUGCAGCGACUCCUGUCCAAUUCCGAUUUCGGACAUCAGAACGGAAACGCGAGUGCGUUGUUGUGAGACCUCUUCUGACGAUCUACAUUGGCUCGAUAAGUCGGAGGCAGAACCUUGGAUGGAAAAGAGAAACAGGGAACUGGGCAAUGAUUACAAGCUUCUUGUUGAAAUCCUCGAUUCACAACCCACUGAAAGGAUGAUGGCGUUAUUAAGCCGGCGUCACAUUGGUAGCCAGUAUAAGCUUUUCUUCUCUUUUCUCGGAUUAAAGCCGGCUACCAUAAGCUCCCACACAACUCCGAACACUGAGCUACCGACUAUCAUUUUUCAUCUCUUUGUGAUCUGGAGAAAUAAAAAGGACAAAGAGGCAACUGUCAGAGAAAUUCUUAACGCUAUGAAAUUUGUGGAGCUUGAUUUCAUGGAUGCUGCGGCUGAGCUUGAUAAAGAAUUUAUGAGAUCAUCAAAUUCGACAUAAACCACACGCCAUUAUGUUAUUGUGUGCAAAACAAGACUGUUUUAGAGGACUACCGGGGGGAAAAUUACGUAUGUGUUUCUUUUUGAACCAUUUAAUGUCUGUGAUUUCAGAUAUUUUACCUUUAACAUUUUGUUUGAGUUUGAUGUGUUUUCUGUCAGUGCGUGUCAUUUCAAUAUGUUUGGCUUUAAAUAACUCAAAAUGUCGUAGGGCGAAAUGACAAAGUACAGAUCAAGGGGUUGACAGAUCGAUAACUUGAAACGUUCUGUUUUUCAUUGAUUGAUAAAAAUACAUAUAUGUAAGAACAUUCAACAGUUGAUGUACAAUGGUACUACAAUAUGAUUAUCUAUAUCGAUUUUAAAUUUGAGAAUCUGCCGGGAAAGGAAAUACAAUUCCGAUCACAUAUCUGAGCCCACAUUCAUGAAACCAUUAUCAUGCUCAAAUACAUACACAUUUAUGUUCCAAUACUUUUUAGUGGUAAAUGAUCAAUGUGAUUAAUGAAUUCAUGUCUCAAUGAUUUGAAGACAUUUCGGGAAAUUCCCAGUAAGAUGUUUACUUUUGACUGUUAAACUACUAUUUCCUGAUAUCAGCGCGACUUUCAUUUGUAGCCCUCAAUAGUUUUAGUUAUCAAUGUUAACUUAUAAUAGAACCUUUUUAGCAUAUGUAAUAUCAGAUAUCAAACUCUUGAUAGUGAUACCACACCCGCUCCCCCCUCAUUUCCGAAUUUUGCCGCUUCUGCUUAUUUAAAGCCUCUUUACUGUUUUUUGUUUAUUGCAAAACUUUACAGAAAGCUGUACUUCAUUAUCCCUUAAUGUAAUAAACAUCUCAAAUUAGAACGUAACGAAUCCCUGCGCGCGCCAAAUUACAUCCCCGGAUAAUCAACAGAAAAAAGCAGGAUUUGUUUAUUACGGACACACUUCACUCAAUGUCGUGGUUGAUGUCGUGGUUUUGCCCUUUCUUUUCAUUCACAGCAGUAACAACCAGAAAGACUGAUAUACUUUGGAAUUCUGCUGUCAUUUUUCAAAACAAAUCAGUUUGGGUAAACGUAUAUAAUAUUUUCUGCGGCUCCUUUACACAUCGAGGUGGUGCAUCGCAUUCGAGUUUCAUUGUAAUCAGCGGAUAGUUUUCCGUUUUAAAUUGCAAUUUAAAAACUCUGGUAUUUAUUUUAUGCAAUAUAUCAUCAUUAUGGUAGAUUUGUUUAGAUGUUAAUAGGACGUUAAACAAAUCAAACCAAACCAAUCUGUCAUGGCAACAUUUUAGUUUUUUUUUUACUUUUGUCAUAAUUUAUGUUUUGAAAACCUAGAGAAUCUUUAGUAAAAGCAAACGAAUUGUUGGUAUUGUCUUACUGAAAAUUGAUUAAGAUUGAUUUACAAAGAGCCAUUACAAUUUCUCGAUAGCGGAUAUGGAUUUGCUUAUUAUUUUUACACAUGCUGUCUUCGUAUAAAAACGAUAUUUACUUGCGUAGAGAUUUUGGAGGAUUUGGUUUGGUUUGUUUUUGUUUACCGUCCUAUUAACAGCCAGGCUCAUUUAAGGACGUGCCAGAUUUUUUGAGGUGGAGGAAGGCAGGAGUACCCGGAGAAAAAACACCGGCCUACGGUCAGUACCUAGCAACUGCCCCACGUAGGUUUCGUGCUCGCAACCCAGUGGUGGAGGGCUAGUGUUAAAGUGUCGGUACACCUUAACCACUCGGCCACCGCGGCCCCGAGUGAUUUGGAGGAAUUUACAGCAAAUGUGGAUGUUUUGUAUAUCUUACGGGGGAACGCAGGAUAAAAACUCAAUUAUGUGCCGAGAACUGAUCGGGACUGAAAGGGAUGAUAUCAGAUUUGUUUAAUAUAUCUUCAAAUAUAAUAUAUUAACAGGUAUUUACAGCUGUAUUAUUUAAUAUGUUAGAUUAAAAAAUAUAUGUUCAACAGAUGAAGAUGCUCUAUUCAACGGCUCCUUUAUAUAUUUGCUCUCCCUCUAUAGCAAUGUUCUGUUCUUAGGUUUGUGCGAAUUAUUAAGAUGCUUCAUUGAUAGCGCUGCGUUGUUUACAUGUGUUUUAUACGGAAAUAUAUGUACAAUAUAGAUAUGCUCCAUGUGUGCAUAUGUACUACAUUUAUAGAUAUUCCAUUUGUAUAAUAAUAAAAUGGUAGUAAAGACUGCACUUAACCUAUUAUAGCAAA
Molecule: messenger RNA, 3685 nt
Organism: Pecten maximus
Lineage: Eukaryota; Metazoa; Mollusca; Bivalvia; Pectinida; Pectinidae
Exons: 4
Coding region: 33-1526 (497 amino acids)
Source: RefSeq, a predicted model, not a curated record